Messenger RNA from Bombyx mandarina (wild silkworm), 5033 nucleotides. Its product is annotated as sodium-coupled monocarboxylate transporter 1. Gene Ontology annotation, biological process: transmembrane transport; sodium ion transport. Lineage: Eukaryota; Metazoa; Arthropoda; Insecta; Lepidoptera; Bombycidae. The record is from RefSeq and is a predicted model, not a curated record. Gene Ontology annotation, molecular function: symporter activity. Gene Ontology annotation, cellular component: membrane.
UUUGCUGUGUUCGAGUUCGCGAAAGACAGCUGCCAACGGCCAAUGUCCGUUGAUGUUAACGUCACGUUUAUAUUUUAUUAAUGCAAUGAAUUUUAUAGCAUGAACGUAACAUAACGGUAAAAAAUCUGUACAUUAUGUCUUUAGUAUUUGAAGCGCUGCACGCAGCAUAAGUUGCGUUAGCUGUAAAGCUGUAAAAAGAAAAUAAAUGUGUAGCUGUGCGGGACUUGUUCUUUUUUUGUAUGUGUGCUUAGACUACAUUCGAGUCUGGAUUAGUGGUUGACAUUGACAUUCUGGGACGCGGGAAGUUUAAAUGGAGAUGCGGAAUCUUUGUGACUGGGUUUUAGCCAAGCCAGAUAACAUGUGAAGUGAAAGUUAAAUGGUUGUGUUCGAAUGGCAUACUGUUUGUACUAAAUACCAGUUCUGACUUUCCGACAGACUUGUGUGUUUUGUGAUUGCGCCAUUAACAAGAUCUACAUACAUGUGAUUUAAAAACAAUUUAAUGUUCUCUCCUUUAUAAAGUUGUAUUUUGUAUAGUGAAGACAGUGCAAGUAAAGAUAAUCAUCCAAAAUGGUCUUCACGAUGAAAGAAGGAGGUUUUGGGGUGGGCGAUUAUGUGGCGUUUGGAGUGCUAUGUUCAGCGUCAUGUGCUGGAGGCAUUUGGUACAGUGCCGUUGGAUCUAGAACUAAAGCUGUUGUAGACAUCAAGGAUUACCUCCUGGGAGGAAGAGCCAUGUCUACUUUCCCAGUUGCUAUGUCGCUUAUAGCAAGUUACGUGUCAGGGGUGACGAUCCUGGGUACGCCCGCGGAGAUCUACAACUACGGGACGCAGUACUGGUUGGUGAUCGUCGGUGUCACACUCAGCUGUGUGGUGGUAGCUACAGUUUACUUGCCCGUAUUCUGUACGUUACGGCUUUCGUCUUCGUAUGAAUAUCUAGAAUUGAGAUUCAAUCGCAACGUGCGUGCCGUAGCUUCUAUUCUAUUUUUAUUGGACGAGGUGUUGUUUCUACCGAUGGUUGUUUAUGUUCCGGCAUUAGCUUUUAAUCAAUUGACAGGAUUCAAUGUCUUUGCCGUAGGUGGUAUUAUGGUUGUCAUAUGUGGGCUUUACACAGUAUUAGGUGGUCUCCGCGCCGUGGUAUGGACGGAUUCAGUACAGACCGGUGUUAUGUUCAUCGGAGUGUUCCUGGUGGCGGCCGCCGGCACCAUCGCCGUGGGCGGAGUGAAGGCGAUCAUCGAUGUCGCCAAUCAAUCAGGGAGAUUGCAAUUGUCAAAUUGGAACUUUUCGCCAUACGAACGGCAGACCGGCUGGGGCGCUAUAUUCGGGGGCUUUCUCUACUGGACCUGUUUCAACUCCGUCAAUCAGACUAUGGUUCAGCGUUACAUAGCCCUCUCUACCAAAAGGAAAGCUAUUACUGCACUAGGAAUAUUCUGUAUCGGUGCGAUACUGGCUAUAUCGCUGUGCGUGUGGUGCGGUCUGGCCGCGUGGACAGCGUGGGUGACAGGAGGGUGCAGUCCCGGCGGAGCACCGCUAGUGGACGAUAGGUUACUGCCGGCUUUUGUUACAUACGUGGCGAGGAUGCAGCAUUUACCUGGACUGGCGGGUGUUUUCUUGGCCGGAGUGUUUGGAGCUGGAUUGAGUUCGCUGUCAGCAGUACUCAAUGCAUGCGCCCUGGUGGCGGUGGAGGAUAUCCUCAGGGGUUGGUUGCGCAUAAGGCUGCGGCCGCUCGUCGAGGGGCUAAUCGCGAGACUGUGCACCGGAAUACUGGCGAUCGUUUCCGUGGUCAUGUUGAUCGUCAUUGAGAAACUUGGAGGCGUGCUUGGUGUGGCAACGGCUCUAUCAGCAAUCGCAGCGAGCACAACAUGCGGCAUAUUCACGCUGGGCAUGGUCUGCUGGUGGGUGGGACCUAAAGGGGCCAUAGCGGGAGGGAUAGCCGGUGCCCUAGUGGCCGGCACUACGUCGUUAGGAACUCAGGCGGCUGCCGCCAAAGGACUGAGGUCGCCGCCGCUGAACAUCACAGCCGAAUGCGCUAGAAACGCGACUGUCGUUUCCGUCUCUGAUUUGGAUCCAGAGACAAUAUUUCCUCUGUUCCGGAUAUCGUAUCACUGGAUAGCGCCGCUGGGCCUCGUCAGCACGCUUAUAGUGGGCGCCCUAGUCGGUUGGUUGUUCGAUAAGAAACAGACGAACAAGAUGGACGCGGAACUAUUCACUCCGGUGAUAUGGAGGUGGCUGCCGCGCGAGGCGCACGACAACGCCGGCGUGACGCGGCGCACGUUGUCGCCGAUCGACGAGUCGCCGGCGCCCUCCUCGCCGCUAAUACUCGCCAAACUCGACAAGAUCGAAGUUAACGGAGAGACAAGUAAAUGAAAGGAACCGAGUUAUGGUUUUUUUAUAAGAUAUAUUUUUAAUUGUGACUUGGAUUCGUUCUAGUCACGUGAUUCCAAGGAAAAUGUGAAAUGUGUAUAUAUAAAUACAUUUAUACACAUAUUUAAGUAAAUGCUAUACUGUAUGUAAGUUAAAGGAAAGAAAGCCUGGAAACAUUACUAUUAAAAGCUAGGGUAGUAAAUAAAAGUACGUGCCGAAUUGAAAAAUACCUUCCUUUUUAAAUCGGUUAAAAAUGCGUCCACUCUUUACUGAUACACACGUUGAAUUCAGUUUUUUUUUGAUUAAUACAAAAUGUAGGUACAUAUUUUUUUUGUCAAUAUACACAGAAUAUGGCGCACAAUAAAAAUAAAUUUGAAAUGUGAAAAUAUGAAAAUGAAUUAUUUAUUUAUUCAAUAGUGAUAUUUUUGUAUCUCAGAAUGAGGGACCAAAAAAUGUAUCUAUCGUGUACUAAGUGUAUUAAUUUAUAUUAAAAUUAUAUUUAGAUGUGUGAUGUAGUUCCUACGGUAACUUGUAAAAAGGUUCAAUAAAUAAUGUUUUAUGUUUGUCUGUUACGUUAUUCUUGAUUAAAAGUUUUAAUUUACGUACAUAUGUAAUUAUAUUUAGAUUAGAUAAUUGAAACGCUUAGGUUAUUCGAUUCAUAUAUUUAUAAAUAUACAUAUGUAUAUUAAUGUUUCAAUCGUCUUUAGUAUUAUUAAUUUCGUAAUUAAAUAUACUUAGUGUUUAAAAUUGUAAAAUCGUAUUGUGAUUUAUAAAAAUAUAUUUCGCGCCCGAUUUUCUUCGCAGAAUGAGAACAUGUUUAUUGUAUAUUCAAUAAUGGAAUUUGGUUAGAGUGCUAAAUAAAAAAUAUCGAUUGAAAUCAAAUUAAACAGUAAAGUGGCAACUCUCUUUUUCACUUUCUUAAAGUGGUAACACUCAGCAACAUAGUAAAUAAUUUAAACUAUUUUUACGGUUUAAUCUCGCUUUUAGUAAUAUUUUUAUUGUUUACGAAUAUUUCAAAUUCUUUAAAGUUUUUGGUGACCAAAAUUAGCCACUUACCAAAAAGCCGCGAGACUAAGGUGUCAAUACCUUGAUAUUUGAAUUACCUUUGAUCUUUUCAGUAUUAUGCUAACUACCGUCUAUUAAUUAAAAUAAAUAUAAAUAAUAUAAUUACCUUUCUUUGAACACAGUAGUAAGAGUAUCUGAGGUCUGACAUUCUGUUUGACUUGGGUUUUUAUAUUUACGAGAAGUCUUUUUUUAAAGAUUUUAUGACCUGGUAAUGAGACCAUUAAGCCAUCACGAUAACAGUAUACCGGAUGAAAACAAUAAAAUGAAUAAAAUAAGGGAUUAAACCUUAAACGUAGUUUUAAUUAUAAAUAUAACAUUUUUAUAGCCGCAAUGAAUUACAACUAUAAUAAUAUACAAGACAAAUGGUAUGUUCGCUUACAUUAAGACAAAUUACAUUCUUACCUGUCGUAUUUAUAACGCCCGCGACGAACUUAAUUCCUCGUACUUAAUGAUGGUGCUAAUUAAAUGGUUAAUGUAAUUAGAUUAAUAAACUAUGUAUGUUUAUGGAGUAGAACAUAUUGUUGUUUAAUUAGUAGAGCCAUCCAUGUAGACUUAGUUUAUAAUGAAUAAGAUAUGUUUUAGUAGUUAUGUUACUAUUUGUUAUUGUUAAUAUUUCAUUAUCAAUACCGAGUAAUUGCUUGAGAUGAUGUUAGUUUUUUUUUUAAGAGCUAACGUGUUCACAUUACGACGUGAAUGCAGUCAGUCGCCUUGAGACGUGAGGUUUGAGUCACAAUUGAACAUAAUGCCGACUGAACGAACCUCUCAAACUAGAACCUUUGAAUGCUUCAGGGUACAAAAAUACAGGAUGGUAGAGCAUACUCACAAGCUUACAAUUCACGCUACCACUAAAUAAAUGUCAGUUGACGAUCGCAUUACGUUAAUACUGAAUAACGCUAAUAAUCUGGUGAAUUCCCUAGACACCUUUAUGAUGCCCAAGGGAAGACGUCAUCGUGGCCUAAAAGAUAAGACGCCCGGUAUUUUCGUAUCUAGAGAUGCGACUGUGCCAAACUGCCCACCGGGUGCUAUGUGGUUACCGGAGUCCGUAGACAUCAGUAUUGAUGUUUCCACCCCAAUUGAGACAAGAGGUCUUAGUACUUCUUUACGGCAGUAAGAGGCAGAGUGGUGGUAGCUACCCAUGCGGGCUCACCGCACGUCCUACCACCAAUAAUUACGAAAAUUGUACUUUUUUUAGUAACAUAAUGUAUUUGUAGUAAUGAGGGAAUAAAAUAUUCCGGCUUAAAGAGUGUGAUGACUAUGAGCUCCGGUGGUCACUUAAUACACGGCACGUUAUUUUUAAGCGAUUUCGGAAUUCGAGAAUAUCGCAACCCACCGCAUUGUACUGAACUAUCAAAUUGUAUUGGUACUGUAAUGAUUAUUGACCUAUCUUGAUGUUUGUAGCAGAAAUAGGCCUUAUGCUGGUAACCAUCCAUACAUGCCUUCAGUAGCGUUAUAUCUACUAACUGGAAUAGAAUUAAAAAGCGCUAUGAAAAUGCAAAGGAUCGAAAUUUAAAUUUAAUGACUUAGGUUAUAAUUGUUUCUAUUGUAACUCUUUUAAAAUUACAUAAAAAAUUCAAUAACGUGUUUGUGUAAUAAAUAUAAUUUACAAUAAA